GGAACAAGGCAUGUUCAUUGUACAAGGCUCUUCUGAAAGAAUACCGCGACUAUUAUUUUAAGGUGAAGUCUGAAAUAUGUGAUUACUUCAAAGUUGUUUAAUCAGUUUAAAAACGACUUUUGUGUUCCGAUUUAGUUUGAUAUGUGUUAACCGAUUGGUGCCGCAUGUACGAAUGACCGAAAAGUAAAGGUUGCACGUUGUACAAAAUCGACAUCACCGUUUUUGUCGGCUCAGGAAUUUGUUCGCUAGCACAGCUAGCUUUGAUAGCAAAGCCACCUUGUGGUCCUGUCUUGACAUUCUAGCCUGUAAUUGUGGUAUGGAUUAUUUUUAUUUUUUAAAAUCUAUAUACAGUUUCUAGUUUGAUCAGGAAUCUCGUUUAAAGUGUCAUUUUAAUUGUUUUUCCGCAUUUUGUUUAAUUUGAGAAAAACAGCUUUCUAGUUCACGCUUGUCUGUAUAAAAAAAAUAUUUAAAAAAGGAGGAGGGGGGGGGGACAUUUUGGGAGGAGAAAAUAACCUUCUCAGUGGGUUUUUUACAACAAAAAAACAUCCCCAAACCCAAUAAUCAUGAACGGGUUCAGCACUGAAGAAGACAGCCACGACGGUCCCCCAGCGCCGCCGUUUUACGGUCAGACUUGUUGUUUGAUUGAGGACGGUGAGCGCUGCGGACGAUCAGCUGGAAACGCCUCCUUCAGCAAACGGAUCCAAAAAAGCAUAUCGCAGAAAAAACUCAAACUGGACAUCGACAAAAGCGUUCGACAUCUCUACAUAUGCGACUUCCACAAAAACUUUAUCCAGAGUGUCCGUAACAAGAGGAAGAGGAAGACGAGCGACGACGGAGGGGAGUCUCCGGACCAUGACGUGGAAGUUCCAGAGGUGGAUCUCUUCCAGCUUCAGGUGAACACGCUGAGACGCUACAAGAGACACUACAAGCUGCAAACCAGACCUGGCUUAAACAAGGCCCAACUGGCUGAGACUGUCAGUCGUCACUUCCGGAAUAUCCCGGUGAACGAGAAGGAGACUCUGACCUAUUUUAUUUAUAUGGUGAAGAGCACCAAAAGCCGACUGGACCAGAAGUCAGACGGUAGCAAACAGCUGGAGUAAAGGCCACCGAUUUAACUUCCCAUACCAAGACUUGGACAUGGACACGUGUGUUUGAUAACAAGGCGUUUUCCGACAGGCAGCCAGAACUGAUCUUAAGACAGUUGUUGAGACUCUGCAGGGUAAUGUAAUGCUGUAAUGUGAAUAUGCUGAUAUGUACAAAAUGCACAGAAUAUGAAGAAAUCAACAAAAAGGUGGAAUGCAAUGUAAGAUAACUGCCUUAAAGAUGUUUGUUUUGGGGGUUUGUUUUGUUUUGUUUUUGCGUUGACUGUUAACAACUUUUGAAGAAGAAAAAUGGUUUGUGCCAAACCAGAGUGUGCAAACUUAAGAUAUCAAUAAACUGGACAGGGUGCAUUUUGUGAAUGAAAAGAUCAUUUAAAAAGGUUUUAAUAAGCAUUGUACAUUUUCCUGUUGUCCAGCUAGUACUCAUUCUGUUAUCCGGUGGUGUGACAUGCAUGUGAAGACUGAGGAAGUUGAAUGAUGUAGCAUUUUGGCAGACCCUUUUCAAUUGUUUUUGUUUCUCUCACUCAGACUUUUCCCUCUCCUCUAUCCUCUACACUGAAACACACUCAGACUUUCCCCUCUCCUCUAUCUUCUACACUGAAACACACUCAGACUUUUCCCUCUCCUCUACACUGAAACACACUCAGACGUUUCCCUCUCCUCUAUCUUCUACACUGAAACACACACAGACUGAAGUGGUGUUUCAGUUAAAAACAAGUUAUUUUCAAAUAUUUUUUUAAUAUAUUUUUGUUUGUUUUUCUUUACCCACUACCUUUUUUGUGAUAAAUAUAAGAACAGUACUUUAGUUCAUCCUUGAUUGUAAUAUUUCUGUGUGAAGUUGUGUUUCUGAUGGGAGUAACUAUUUCAACAGUUGUUUUAGAUUUUUGUCAUGUAUCAUGCUUUCAGCAUUUGAGACUAAUUUUAAGCAAUUAAUUGAAGCUGUGUUCAUUAGAGUGGGAAAUGCCUUAUUACCACAAUAUAUUAUUUCCAAAGCAAACGUUGUUGCUCUGCUAACACUGGCACAAUAUAGAACGUCUCAACUUUGGAGAGCAGUGAACUGUGUUUGAACCAUCUAAAUUGCUUUCACAGUGCACAAUGAGCACUGUCUGUACUUUUGCUCUAGUGUUUAUAAUAUGUUAGUUCUAUUCUAUUGGAAUGUAUUUCUGAGGAAUCAUGUCACCCUGGACUUGUCAAGUCCAUUUCCUUUCCUGGCACAGUGUUGAAAUAAUGUGUUGUCUAGUGGAUCACAGUACCAACUAUAGUCACUAAAGGAAGAUGGGAGGUUUUUUUUUUUUUUUUUGCUUCCUCUGUGUCGCUAAUUAAUGAGUUUCUUCACUUCAACACCACUGUAUGUUCACUGGUUUGUUUGAGUCAGUGGUCUCUCCACAGAUGAUGGUAUGUCUUUUUAGUAUUGAUUUGUUUCCAAUUUUCCCUGUCCUUAUUUAUAAGUCCCAAGAAAUAAGUCAUGUCUGCUGCGUUCCAUGUUACACCAUCAGUUAGGCAUGUCUGGUGUGUCAUUGCUGAAGUAUCGAUGGCUUUUUUUUUCUUUUUUUGUCGCUUGUAGCCUUGUUAGCACCAUAUAGAUUUCCCCUCUUAAACAUAUUGGCUGUGCUGCGUUAAUACUGUAAUGGCUGUGCUGCGUUAACCUAACUGUUGUAAUAGAUAAUACGUGUAUUUAAAUAUGGCUGCGUAUUGCUUUUAAUAAACGUAUUGUACAUAGAUAA
Molecule: messenger RNA, 2824 nt
Organism: Oncorhynchus tshawytscha (Chinook salmon)
Lineage: Eukaryota; Metazoa; Chordata; Actinopteri; Salmoniformes; Salmonidae
Gene: sap30l
Product: sap30-like
Exons: 4
Coding region: 564-1100 (178 amino acids)
Biological process (GO): regulation of DNA-templated transcription
Cellular component (GO): histone deacetylase complex
Molecular function (GO): transcription coregulator activity; protein binding
Source: RefSeq, a predicted model, not a curated record